This is a messenger RNA of Alligator mississippiensis (American alligator), 10665 nucleotides long. It is a transcript of the gene RBM33, whose product is annotated as RNA binding motif protein 33. The record is from RefSeq and is a predicted model, not a curated record. Gene Ontology annotation, molecular function: RNA binding. The coding region runs from base 202 to 3804 and encodes 1200 amino acids. NCBI's taxonomy places the organism in Eukaryota, Metazoa, Chordata, Crocodylia, Alligatoridae. The transcript has 19 exons.
CCCCGCAGCGGGAGGGGCCGGUCCUCCACGAUCCCGUGAUGCAGCGCGGCGGCGAGCCCCAGCAGUCGGCGGCGGCGGCCGCCAUGUUGUGGUAGUUUGUUGUUCCGCGCGGAGAGGCCGGCGGGCGGCGAGGCAGGCGCGGGCGCAGCGGGGCGCGGGCUCCGGGCUCGCGGGACCGCCGCGCGGGCAGGACGAGGCGCCAUGGCGGCCGCGCUGGGCGGAGGAGCAGAUGAUGACUUUGAUCAAUUUGAUAAGCCUGGUGCAGAAAGGUCUUGGAGGAGAAGAACUGGAGACGAUGACUGGGACAGUGAGCUUGAAGAUGAUUUGCUUGGAGAGGAUUUGCUCGCUGGUAAAAAGAAUCAGUCUGACUUGUCAGAUGAAGAGCUGAAUGAUGAUCUUCUACAGAGUGACAAUGAAGAGGAACAAAAUUUCAGUUCUCAAGGUGUCACAAUUAGUCUUAAUGCUACGACUGGCUUGAUUACAUCAUAUGGACUAUCUGAGACCACUAAUGAUCAAUCUAUACAACAUGAGUCAGAGUAUGACCAAGGGGAGGAUGAAACAGAUUAUGACAAAUCAGAAGAUCGUGAGAUGUACGCUCAGGAGUAUGCAGAGGAAGGACAGUAUGAAGGCAAUGAAGCUGAGCUUACAGAAGACCAAAUAGAGUAUGUGGAAGAGCAGGGAGAGGAAGAAAUUUACAAUGAUGAAGUACUAGACCUUGAAAUCAAUGAACCUCUAGAUGAAUUUCAAGAUGAAGAAUAUAUGCAGUCGUAUAAUGAACAACAAGGAAUGGAAGACCAAGAAGACUAUGUAGCUGAAGAGGAACUGGAAGAAGUUCCUGACUCCCAAACACCUGGAAAUGAAUCUGAAGAGGUGACCAAUGAAACAUUGGAAUUUCAGGAAGAAACAAAAGAGGAAUCGGAUGAAGAGGAGGAUGAUGAUGAAGAAUCUGGACGACUGCGUUUCAAAACUGAACGAAAAGAAGGAACAAUUAUUAGGCUUUCAGAUGUUACAAGAGAGAGAAGAAACAUUCCUGAAACUUUGGAACUUUCUGCAGAAGCCAAAGCAGCAUUACUUGAAUUUGAAGAAAGGGAAAGACAGUUUAAACAAGGACGGUACGGCUCAAGGAGAGGAGGGAGGAGAGGAGGUUCAGUAAUGUGUCAUGGAAUGGGAGAACAAAGAAGAGACAACAAUGAAAGGGGAAGAAUGAAGGAUCACAGGCCUGCAUUGCUGCCAACGCAGCCAUCAACAACGACUCAUUCACAGAGGUUAAUUCCUCCUCAUCAGCAGCCUAUUAGAAGUCUGUUCCAGCAACAACAGCAGCAACAGCUACAGUCUCUGCUUCCUAUACAGCAUCAACAUCAUUCUCCUCCACCUCCAGGGAUGCAUAUGCCCCCGCAAAUGGAAACGCCUAGAAUAAUGAUGACUCCACCUCCAGUGACGCCCCAGCAGCCGAAGAAUAUACAUAUAAAUCCACAUUUCAAAGGGACAGUAGUGACACCUGUGCAAGUGCCCUUGUUGCCAGUCCCAGCCCAGCCAAGACCUGCUGUAGGACCCCAGAGAUUUCCUGGCCCUCCAGAUUUUCAGCAGCAUCCUGGACCUGUUCCCACCAGCUUCACCCAAGCACCACGACUUCCUCUUCAGGACCAAUGGAGAGGCCCACCUCCCCCUCCACCUCCACCACCGCCCCCUCCACCUCCUCCUCAAGAAAGAGAGCCUUUCUUCAUAGGAGAGCCAAGAUUUCCAAGCCAUCAUUUGUUUGAACAGCGCAGUCCCCCACCACCGCCACCUCCUCCACUUCUCAAUAGCACACAUCCUGUUCCUACCCAGAAUCCUCUGCCUUUCAGUCAGCCUGGACCAGGAUUUAAUCAACAAGGGCAGCAACCAGUAUUUCCCAGAGAGAGGCCAAUAAGACCAAACCUACAGCCUCAGGUGGGAAUUCUUCACUUCAACCAGCCGGGUUCAGCAAACCCACGGCCUUUCAUUCCUCCCAGGCAACAGUUCUUACAAGGCCCAGGACAGCCAUUUCUAACAACGCAUGCACAACCCAAUAUGCAGGGUCCCUUGCACCCUCCAUUACAGCCUCAGCCACAGCCGCAGCCUCAGCACCACCACCAGCAGCAACCCCAUCACCAGCAGCAACAGCAGCAGCAUCAACAGCACCAGCACCAGCAACAUCAACAUCAACAUCAGCAUCAUCACCACCUUCCACCACAGCCUUUGAUACCCAUGAACCAGCCACAGUACAGACCUCAUAUACAGACUUCUCAGCAACAGCCAAAUAAUAAUAGAAUGCAGUGUCAACAGCGACAGGGUCCAAUGAAGCCAAGACAUAACACACCAUCACAAAACGUUGUCAAGCGUUCAAAUCAGCAACUACAAGCGACUGCAGCAAGAAAUAGCAACUUGCGUGAAUUACCAAUAGCACCAUCCCACGUUCUUGAAGCUAGCAACAACCGGCGAGCCCCUACACCUGCUGUUCAAGUAAAGCCCAUUACCAGCAUGACACCUACGAAGUCUGUAGUAGGUGUUGGAAACUCCCAGGGAAGGACUGAAAUGAAAGCUCAAGUAGUCACACCAGUUGUUCAGAUUAAACCAGAAGUAAAAUCUGAACCAGAGUUUCCAGAUGAAGAUGAAGAAACCAGAUUAUACCGUUUGAAAAUAGAAGAACAGAAACGUCUAAGAGAAGAAAUUCUGAAACAAAAGGAGCUCAGACGACAACAACAGGCUGGUGCUAGAAAGAGAGAAUUACUUGAAAGACUUGCACAGCAGCAACAGCAGCAGCCUCCUACCCAACAAUCCUUCAUGCAACAAGAGGAGGAAUCCUCAGAAUUGCCUGCCAAUGGAAACCCAUUCAUACCCCAUCCUGGCAUGCAGGCCAGGCAAAAUGUGAAAAACAGACUUCUCGUUAAAAAGCCAGACAUGGUCAUUUCAAAUAUUCAGCCUAAACCCACAGAUUUCCCACAGGCUGGGGCUAAUAUGCAGUUUCAAGGACAGCCAGUAAAAACAAUAAAGCAGGUGAGACAGACUAGACCAGUACCUCAAGGUCAGCUUCCGCUGUCGCAGAAACCAUUACCAACAAAACCUGCUGCAGGAUCACUAACCCCAGCACAGACUGCUAGAGUGGCUUCAAUACAAGGAAGGCCUCAGGAUCUGAAACCAGGUGUGAAAAGGACUGUCGUUCAGCGGGCAAACAGUGGUAGUGGAGAUGGGCCCCAUGUCGGCACCAAAGUCAGGGUGAUUAAGUUGUCAGGAGGGCAGGGGGGAGAGAGUGUUGGCUUUUUUCACCCCGAGGGCCAGCCCCAGCGGCCUCAACAACCUCUAGAGCCAAAGCAGCAGCCAGUGCGGAAGGUCACAUUGACAAAGGGAACACUCCAUCCGCAGCAGCAGCAGCACCCGCAGCAGCAGCAGGUGUCACCAAUACAUUCAACAGUUCCUCAAGGAGUCAAAAACAUCCAGGGAAUUCAUCAAGCUAAGAAGGUCAUUAUGCACGGGAGAGGCAGAGGAGUAGCAGGCCAGAUGGGCCGAGGACGCUUGAUGCCAAAUAAACAGAACCUGCGAGUGGUGGAGUGCAAACCUCAGCCCUGUAUCGUGUCAGUUGAAGGGCUUUCUUCAUCAACUACUGAUGUCCAACUGAAAAACCUGCUGAUGUCAGUAGGACCCAUUCAGAGUUUACAGAUGCUUCCUCAGCAACGGAAAGCCAUAGCGAAAUUCAAGGAGCCAGCGCACGCAUUAGCAUUUCAACAGAAAUUCCACAGGCAUAUGAUAGAUCUGUCCCAUAUUAAUGUGGCACUGAUAGUUGAGUGAUACCUGCUGAGAAUAUAAUCUGUGAACAAAUGAAGUCUACUGUGGAGCUACACAGGAAGAUUCAGUGGCAAAACUAUCAGGAUCUGAAAUCUUUUCAGUUUACUGUCUUUCAUUAACUGGCCUGUGGAACUAUAGAAGGAAACAAGAUGUCCUCAAGAAAAGGUGAACUUGAGAGGAUCUAGCGCCAUGGAGAUUUUGUGUUCAGUUUCUUCACAUUCUGUUGUAACCACAUGGAACUGUAGAUUUUUUCAGCGUGCUUACAUUGCAUGUAGACACUAUUCUUCAGGAUGCUACUGUGUGAUCACAGUGACUUGAGUUGAGAGAGAACAUUUACAUCGAGAAAUUUAAAAACUCACUUUACAGCAAAGAAUAUUUGAUAAUGGUUGCUCUUAUCUUCAGUGCAAGGUAUUUAAAUGAAAACUCACUUUUCUAAACCAAACACAUGAGUCUGUAUCGCCAAGAAGAUAAAAGGUGUGUUCUUAUAUAGAUUAAAACAUGGUCUAUUUAACCAAUCGGUAGUAUGCCAAGAAGAUUUGGAGGUGACACGGGAAGGUUGGAGUUUCUCUUUUUGUAAAUAUGUUAAAUCUUUCUUGGCAUCUUCUAGUCCAGUACAGUCUUUCUGCCUUUUCCCUUCUCUCCUGCUCAUAAGUAAAACACUGUGUAGAAAUGUCAUUGCUACAUUUCCCCCUUGGGUUUAAAAGAAAGAUUUUAAUCUUCACCCUCCAGUAGCAUCAUGAAAUAGUUAACUCUUAGUGGUAUUGAUUACAGUUUAGAUUGUUUUAAAUGGGAAUGCAAGGUACAAGUUAAAACUAAAGCACUUAGGUGCUUGUUUUAAAAAAAAUUGGCAUAGAAAAAAUAGUACAUUUCCCAAUAAUUACUUUGUACCAGAGUUACCUUAAAAUUAUUUUUAUUAAGAUAUUUUUUCUUUGGCAUUUAUUUUGUGAUUAAUGCUCAAACAUAAAAAAAAUCCCCAUAAUAGCAGAAGCAUUUCUUUUGUGAUAUGGUGUUCCUAAUUGAGUUGGGAUUAUGGGGAUGUUAUGCUGCUGCUGAAAUUAGCAGUUCCAAAAAUUAUGUGCAAAGAUUAAGGACAUUUACACUAAAUAAAAUCAACCAUACUUCCUUUGGGUUGGCACUGUCUAGACAGAAUUUCCAAAGGAACAAGUUUUCAGUUACUUCUUGGAUAUGGUUAGUAAAAUGCCAUCACUUAGAUCUGAUCUCAGGUUUACUGAAACAUUUCCUCCGUUCUUAGAUUUGGGGGCGUGGGGGUGUUGUUAGAUCCUUUAAGUACUUGACCUGCAUUUUGAACUUGGGUACCUAUGGGGUCUUUGUAGGUUUAUUGAGACCCAAGUAACAAACAGAAAAACAGUGACAGAGUGCAGUGAAUUUUACAGUAGUAUAAAAGCUGAAACCUAAAAUAAAUGCCAGAACAUGGAAGAACGGGUGUGUGAAGCAAAUUAGUUGCUAUUAACCUUAGCAUUUGUGGAAGAUUUAGUACUAACAAAGUUCUUAUAGGCCUUCUAAUUGGCUUUCUCGCCAAUUUUCUUUUUUUUACUGACUUGCCAAUUAAAUAGAAGUUACUAAAAAUUAAUGAUUGAGCAGUAAAUAUUGUCAGAAGUCUCCCAGACAAAGCUGCUUUCUUUUUCCACUGAAACAAUGCAGGGAUGAGGUUGUAUAUUACAACUAUUACACUGGAAAAUGGAAAAAAAAAGAAAGAGAGAGUUAUUUAGAAAUCCAUUUAGGACCCUUGCAAAGUAUGCCACUUUAACAGAUCGCAGCAGCAUUGUUGGAGCGCUCCCAGAAACGGGAGUUUUAUACUCACCUAGCUCACUCUGGCUUUUCGCAGAAGUCUGAAUCCUGACACUUAGCAUCUUUCAGCACAGCUGGUAUUCUUUGCUCAGGACAGUUGCAAGACUGGACCAGUAGAUGUGUCACAGGCAGAAGUGCACUGGCAACUGGCAAAGCCGUAUGUGUAAGUUAGCAUGAUGCCUGACUUCACAGAGCCUGGCCCAGUCCAGAGCUCUCUAUCUCUUCUCUUCCAUGAGCACUACAGCCUCCACUCCCUCCCCCCCACCCCACACAGUUUCGGUUGUUAUUUUUAAAAGGAAUGCCUACAUCUAUAUAGGUCAUUGAUCCCACUGUGAAAGAACAACUCUGAAAUGAGGUGAUCAGAAAAAACAUGCAAAAAAAAUGAAACGAUAGGGGUAUCUUCCUAUGGACGUACGGACUGGAUGCAACUAGAAUGAAGUCGUGUAGCUGAGUUCAGCAGUGGGCAUGUCUGCAGCUGAUCAGCUGUCCUUUUUACAAGCAGAUGGCCGAUCAAGGGCUUUUUUAGAGCCUAAGGAAUAAGGGGCCUGAUCCAAUGUUCAGAGAAGUCAGUGGAAGGUCUCCAUUGACAUCAGCGGGUUUUGAAUCAGUCCCUUUCAGCCAACUGAGCAGGUUUUAAAAAUUUUUAUUCAAGGCUUUUUUUUUUUUUUUUGCUUUUUUUUAACAAGAAAAACAAAAAAAAACUUGUCCACUGCUAUAGUGUGGCUUGAAAAUAACAUGAACAAUGUCUUCUAAUUUAAGUAGAUUUGAGGCUGUGUAAGCAUUGUUUAAUACAUGUAUAUAUCCCCCUUAAAACAUAAUAGAUUACUGCUUGUGCAUAGGUAGAGUGCAGACAUAUUUGAUAGUGAUUUUAGCUGUUUACUGCAAUAGCUGGGUAUCAUAUACUGAUAAGUGUGCUAUAUGUGUGUAUGUCUAUAUGCAUAUAAUUAUAUACAUACAUACAUCCUGUAUAUUCCCAUAUCUUUUUAACAUGAUCUGAACAGUACAGUAGUAAAAAAAAAAAUAAAACAACUAUUAGGUUAGCCAUUCAUCCAAAGUGUUUCAGUAAAACAUAUCUUCAGUAAUAGUCUCCUAAGUUACAGUUGGAUUUGUUGGUUGUGACCUAUUUGAAUGAUAGCUCCACUUUUAGUUCCAUUUGUUGUGGCUCCUCCCAAAGAAAGCAAAGGAAGAAGAGGUAAAACUAGAAGGCCAUGUAAUUUCCAUGAUCUCUUACAGCACUUAGUUAAAUCUGGUCAUCCUAACUCAACUUUCUUCGAAGAUCUGUUGCAACCAUUAUCUUGUUCUUUCUUUAUCAUGCAUUUAAAAUAAGACGCAGAAUGCAAAAAUUGCAUUUAAUGUAGUAUGUAAAUAUGGAACUUUUAAAAUUAAAAGAUGUUAUUCAAAGUGCUUAUAGUUCAACCACAUCUUAGCUACUUGUUAGGGUUUUUUUUGUGUUGUCUUAUCUAAGUUUAAUGGAUACAGUUCCAUAAUGUUGAUGUGUUUUGUGUAUACCUUCAAAUUUUUAUAAAGAUGCCAGUAAGUCAAUACAUAUAUUUUGAUCUGUGUAUUAUUUGUUCACAAUUAGCUUAAAUUUAGCAGUCAUAUUUUAAGAGGUAAAUAUAUUGUAGGUGAUUAUGUGGAGCCAUUUUUUUUUCUUUUUGAGUUACCUUGUUUUGAUCUUGUGGCAUUUGGAAGUUCCCUUUUUAUAUCGUACUGCAUCUUGAGUAAUAGACUGCUCUGGCCAAACUGUGUAAAAUUUUAGAAAAAUGUUCUAAUUUAUUUUUAAGAAGCCUCUGUCCUUUAAAGGUUGAGUGGGCUACAAAGUACCCUGUCUUUAUUUUCUCAUGUCAGGCUGAGGUUUGGGUUUUGGGAAGGUUCAUUCUUAUUGUAUUGCUCUCAAAGUUUGGGAGGUGGGGUUAUUAUUUUUUAUUCUACACACAGUUCAAGUUGGUCAUGCUAAAUUUUAGUCUCAACACAAUAUCAGUGAUUGGUAUGGUGUUUUGUACAGCCAAAAAAAAGGAAAUAUUUAGAAAUGGUUAAAGAGUUCAGUGAAAGUGUGUAGCUAGGCAGGAGUUCAGAACUAUAAAAUCUUUAUAGGAAUUACAACACACAUUUUAUAACCUCUAGGGGCAGAAGUUAAUCUUAGCAAGUUGAUGUGAGCCAAGAAUGACCAAAUUAUCUCCAAUAUAACUGAACAAAAAGUAGGAUGGCAAUGAGAAACUGCAGCUAAACUUGCAAAAUCUAGGGCAGAAACAGAUCUUUAAAUUGGUAGUUCUAGACCCCAUUUGGAAAACUCAUGCCUCUACAUAUAGGAGCUUUUAGUUGUUAAACUACUAGAUAUACUGAGCAUCUUAAUGCCUUUCACAGUAGGAUUCUGUUACAAAGGUUUAGCCUGAAGAACUUUUACAACUGUAGGUGAACUCAGGUUGCUUGUGUGUUGCUACAUUUAUUGCCUUGGGUGCAUGAUAGCAACUAAUUAUAACUACUUCGGAGAAUAAGAGCAUUUUAUUUGGUGCUGAUAGUUUUUAAUAUAUAUACAGUUUAGUAUCUUCAAUUUGGUCAGCAUUCAGAGCUCUGCAGUUUCCAAGAAGUUGCCGUGUGCACUUCCUAGAAUUGGAUAAAGUAGCUGUGAAUCUUGCCUUUUGUCGUGCUUCUCUGGACAUGUUCUACAUUUGCUUGCCACCACGGUUCUGUAUGUGUGCACUGUCCAACCCAUUUAGCCUGGUGUACGUCCUCUGACUGUUUCUGCUCAAAAGAUACAAUUCUGGCUUCAGAUACUCGCUGUUAGGGGGUUUUUUGUGUGUGUUUUAGUCACCUUGGCAUCAGGUUUGUUUUGGGGGUAUUUAAUUAUUUCUAGUAUUUCUUAAUUUUUCUAGCUGCAGUAUUGGAGAAAAAAUAAAUGGGCGGGGAGAUACUAGACAGAUUGCCGAAGGUCCAGCUAGAUUUUAAAGAGCAUGUAGGGGCAUUCAAGGCUCUUGUUUUGGUGUUGCAUUUCAACUGACUUUGAUUAUUAAAUGUCAUUAUUUAACAUCCUUCUUUAAACACUAAUUAAAAGUAUUUACUAGAAGCAUUAUUUCAAAUUAGUAUUGAAUCCUAAGGAUUUUGUGUAAGGUUUUUGUAACCUAAUUAAUUUUUAUUAUUAUAAUGCCUACAUUUUUAACUUAUUAUCCACAUGAGCGCAGGGUCUUGUGUACGAAAACACUGAUUCAUAUUGGAUCCUCACGUAUACCAUGUUCUGGUAUAAUAUGGUUGGGAAGGAUCAUUUUGUUUUGUUCUAGAGCACUGCCUUUUGCAGGGUAUUUUUUUUUAAUCUUCUGUUUCUUUUUCUAUGCUUAAUUUGGUGGGAACAUGUUAUAUCUUUCAUACUAUGAAACGUCAAUGGGCAGGUUAAUUUCACUGGGUCCUUAAGCACUUGUAUUGCUUUUUCACUUCUUGGUUGAACACAUUUUUCCAACUCUAAAUGGGAAAGGGUCUGUAUAUAUACUUAAUUUCUCAACAGGUGUACAUCAAGGGUUUUUAACUUUAAACUAUUCCAGUUGAUGAAUUUUAAAAUCUUUUAAACCUUAUUACAAAUUACGUAUGUAUUUGAGAGCAGUUCUGUGUAAAGUUUUUGGUUGUGUGCGCUUAUUUGGAAGAUGGCUGUUAAUUGGAACGUUUGUGACCAUUUUUACGUCGUUAUAUAAUUAACGGUUCAGUCUUUUCUUUACAGGCAGUAAUUUUUUGAGCAUCUGACGCAUUUACUUUGCAUGAAUAGAUAUAAAACACUAAUUUUCAAUAACAGUAGCUUUUUCCAGGAUUUUUUUUUCAGGAGAUGGGACUUUUUCAUUAAUUUAUCUUUCAGAUUAAUAUAUAUUAUCAUUUACAGGCACUGCAAAGACAUUAACCCUGAUUUUUCCACAGCUGAUCAUCUGCGUCUGUUCAUCUUGUCAACCAGGCUAGUGAUAAAGCUUUGCCAUUAAAACAAAUUAUGCCACUUUAUUUUAUCAGAUAGUCUCAGCUCAGCCUGUUCCUUCACUCUUCCCUUGCCCCUAUUCUAUCUCCCCUUAUUCCUAAUUUGCUUGCAAUUCCUGCUUUACGGCUUUUUCUGCCUUCGAUACAUCACAUCUGUGUCUGUACGUAUACAUGCCCUCAUGUAUUUCUGCUGAGAUACCUAUCCCUCUAAAGCAUUCUCUGUUCUGUUUCAUUAACCAACUGUUUUGGGAUAUCAGUCUGUGUUGGAAGGAAGUUACACUGCAUCUUUCCACUUUAGUUUUAUAUAUAUAUAUAUAUAUAUAUAUAUAUAUAUAUAUAUCUAUCUAUAUCUGCCACCUCAGGGACAGGCUGUUUUUACAGGUUCUUCACUUUUGGAGAUGAUACUGAUUCCAAAGCACUGGAAAAAUAAUAUUUAACUCUAACAAUUUUGCUUCACAGCUUAUCCACAUAGAGAAGUGACAGCACUUUAUGUACUUGCUCUAAAAAUCUUGGCGUACCAGGAGAUACAGGAUUAAUGACUAACUUUUUCCUUUCCUUUCUUUUUUCAGGAGUUCUGUUCUUGAAUUCAGUGAUAGUAAUAGUACUUUGUUACUGCCACUUAGAAAUAAUGAGCACCUGUCAACACACUUCUUCCUCUAUUACUAUUACUGAAUGUGAUCCUUCCUAACCUGUAACUUUUAAAUGUUGUAUAUAUUUGGGUAUAUUGAAACUAUCAUUUAAACUGUGUUGCUCUAAUCUGGAUUAUUAAGUUUGUUUAUUGGCAGUUCAGAAUAAAAAUUCAAGAGGCGACUGUAUCAUGAUACUGACUCCACUGUGGUUUCACCUGCUGCAUGUUUUCUACAGCAUCAUCUACACAAGUUAUUUUACAUCUCAUUUCUUAGAUGUAAUCUUUCCCAAUUAUAUCAAUUUUUUCCACUUGCAUAAAAUAUUCUGUGGAACAUGUUCAACAGUGAAUGUAAGAAUGAAAAUACAGAAAUAAUCACUGUGCCAGUUUCUUUUAUAUUGUGAUUCCAUGCUCCAAAUAUCAAUAUGUAAUUAAGCGUGUUUAUUGUAACUAAAACAUGUAAAUAAAAUAUUUUCACUUUU